Messenger RNA from Gongylonema pulchrum, 723 nucleotides. The record is from the annotation of a GenBank genome assembly. NCBI's taxonomy places the organism in Eukaryota, Metazoa, Nematoda, Chromadorea, Rhabditida, Gongylonematidae.
AUGCGCGAACUGAAAGUAUCUCACUUUUGAAAUGUAACGCGCAGAGAUCAGUUGUACCGGGAACGAUUUGACUUUGUGGAUACUUUUACCGAUAUUUUUUAUGACAAAAAAGAAGGUGCAUGGUUUGAUGUGAAUCUUCGUACCGGGCAGCGAAACUACGAAGCCUAUCCAUCCAUUGCGGUACCACUUUUCGCGGAAUGUUACCGACGACUGGACAGACGAAUGAUGACCAAUGUACUGAACACGUUACAACGCAACGGACUGCUACAGUUCCCGGGCGGAGUACCUGUCAGCUUGAUCCAAGGUACGAAUCAACAGUGGGAUUAUCCAAAUGGUUGGGCGAAUAUUAAUCAUAUGAUUAUUGAUGGAUUACGAAGAUCCUAUCAUUACAGAAUGCAACAAAAAGCGUUCGAUAUAGCACAGAAAUGGAUUGAUCUGAACUAUCACGCUUAUAUGAAAGAUGGUAAAAUGUGGGAGAAAUACGAUGUUACAAAGCCAUACGAGAAAAAAGCAGAAGGCGGCGAAUAUGAAAUACAGGAUGGAUUUGGCUGGACAAAUGGUGUAGCGCUUGAUCUGAUGGUUACCUAUGGAAAAUUGCUGUCCGUAACAAAAUACGUUGAGGAUAAUGGAGCUAGGGCCGCAUUAUGUAUAGGUUCUUAUAGUUCUGUAUUAUUAUUAUUGUCCCUACUAAUUCUUUCGACUUUUUUGAGUAGAAGGCCAUAG